Rattus rattus (black rat) is the source of this 2321-nucleotide messenger RNA. RefSeq names its product zinc finger AN1-type containing 2A (gene Zfand2a). The record is from RefSeq and is a predicted model, not a curated record. NCBI's taxonomy places the organism in Eukaryota, Metazoa, Chordata, Mammalia, Rodentia, Muridae. Gene Ontology annotation, molecular function: zinc ion binding. Gene Ontology annotation, cellular component: cytoplasm; endoplasmic reticulum. Gene Ontology annotation, biological process: proteasome-mediated ubiquitin-dependent protein catabolic process; protein targeting to ER. The coding region runs from base 99 to 614 and encodes 171 amino acids. The transcript is spliced from 6 exons.
CACACAGGUCCUGGUGACUAACUCGGGACCUCAUUCUCUUCACUUCUGAUUCCCACAGGUGAUACUUAAAUACCUAUGUGGUUUGGCCACCAUUCACAAUGGAGUUUCCUGACCUGGGGAAGCACUGUUCAGAACCGACUUGCAAACAACUAGAUUUUCUGCCAAUCACGUGUGAUGCCUGCAAACAAGAUUUCUGUAAAGACCAUUUUUCCUACUCGGGUCAUAAGUGUCCCUUUGCAUUCAAGAAGGAUGUGCAGGUGCCUGUGUGUCCACUCUGUAACGCCCCCAUCCCAGUGAGGAGAGGUGACAUCCCAGAUGUGGUGGUCGGCGAGCACAUGGACAGAGAUUGCACCUUUCACCCCGGGAGGAACAGAAACAAGGUUUUCACACACCGCUGCUCCAAAGAGGGAUGCAGGAAGAAGGAGAUGCUGCAGCUGGCUUGUGCCCAGUGCCAUGGCAACUUCUGCAUUCAGCACAGGCAUCCUCUGGACCACAACUGCCAAGCUGGGAGCAGCUCAGUCAGCAGAGGGAGGUCUUCCGCAUCCAGAGCUGCUGAGCAGAAGCCAUCGGGAGUCAGUUGGCUGGCCCAGCGACUCAGGCGGACAGUGAAAUGACGGGGAGGCUCCUGUCAGUGCUGCACCCCAGCUCCUUUCUGUUGACUUUUAAUCUUGGUGACGUGGCCUCCGGCACUUUCCUGCUUCUCUGGAGUCUGGGUCUUUAUGGAAGAGUCUCCCAUUGACUGCUCAAGUUAGGAUGAGGAGAUGGCUCAGUGGGUAAAGCGCUUGCCUCACAAGCAUGAAGACCUGAUAGCAUCUCCAGAACUGGAUGUUGUAAUCUCAGCACUUGGGAGGUGAGGAGAUGAAGCUCCGGGGCUCUCUGACCAGCAGCCUAGCCUUAUUGGAGAGUUCCAGGCCAGAAAGAUGCUGUCUCAAAAACCAAGGUGCACACUUCCUGCCGAAGGACAUCAGAAACUUACGUCUGGCCUCACACACAAACACAUGGUAUAUAAUUAUUUGGUAAAGUAAACGAGGCUGUUGAGCAACUUACUGAGCUGGGUUAGGUUACCAUAGCCAAAGCUGGGGACUUGUGUAAACCUCCUUAGUGGUUGGUUUGGUCUGUGCUAAACCACUCCAGGACUUGGUAUUCUGGAAACGUCUGUCCUUUAACAGAUAAGAGCUACCAUCUGCUCUCUGUUCUCCUCCACAUGACUUUUGUAAUGAGGUGCCUUUGGGGCACAGUCUGCUCAUGGUCCCCAAGAACAAGAGUUGGUGUGGCACCCUUUCCUGACCUCUGGCUGGGCUGCUGUAGAGGGAGGGUACAUACUCUGCCCGCAGUGAUGUCUCCAAGGUUGACGUAAGCAACCAGCUCCUCCCUGCCACGGCUCCAGGCUCCACAUGCCUGGGCUCAGGCUGGGUUUGUUUUUUGAGACAGAGUCUUACUAUGGAGCACUGACUGUCGUGGAACUCACUCUGUAGACCAGUCUGGCCUUGAACUCAGUGAUCCCCCUGACUCUGUCUCCAGAAUGUGGAUUCACUUUUAACUCCCAAGAAGAGCAGCAAGAACUGGGCGCCAUUUCAGAGCUGUCUAAUUUUGCAAUGGAAGCUUCUCAUGUUGGAGCACCAUAGCAGCAGGCUGAGGGUGUCCUUGGGCACUUUGUGGAGCAGAAACCCAGACAGAAGAAGACCAGUGGCUCUGGGCCUCCGGGUGCAGCCACAGUCACUCCUGUGCUACCUGUGUGGCCUGACCACAUCUACCACCAUGACAGUGUUGAGGAAGAUGCUUGGAGGUACUCUGGUGACCUCCAUGUAAGGGUUUACCCUCACUUCCCAGGAGCUUGAGUAUCAGGGGUGACAUGGGACAAACCACCCGAGCUGCGUUAGACCUUCACCCUUCGUUCAGACAGCCUUUAGGACAGUUGACUGCAUGAAUUCCAUACAUAGCAGCAUUAUGCAGAUUCUGUGGCCUCUGGCUGUCAUGGACAGGCAGGGUUGGGUUCCACUCUGUUCUCUAAAGACUUGACUCUGUCCUAAGCCAGUGCCUCUGGUCACAUCAGUGCACCAGCCUGCUUUAGUCCAGCUCUAGGCUCAUCAGUGCCUCCUUCUGUCCCCAGUGUUUGGCUAGAUCUGGGGGGUGGGGACUUGGGUUCUUAGAACAAGGUCUCUGCAGUGGUGCUAUGUGGGGACACAGACAAACCAUUCUAUUGUACUUGCACUCCCAGGUGACAACCACUCACCCUCAUGCAGUAGACACUUGAGAUGUAGCCUGCAUAACAAAGCUUUUAAUUCCACUUCAGUUUUUUUUUUAAGAAUGUAUUUAUUUUA